AUCACAUGCUAUAGCACUCGUGAAGAGUUGAUCCAGAGGUUGAGAGAUUCCUCUUGUCCGGUGCUGCCAUUUUUCUUCUGAAGGAAACAGAGUGUUGUGCCACUCGUGCAUCACAAUUUUAUGGAUUAUUCAAUCCACUACCACAAUUGAUGCUUAGAUAUGCCAGUGAUUUCAAAGAAAAGAAAUUUGAGUUGGUAGUUUGGAACCUCGUGGUGGGGAGACGUUGCAUAAACAUCGCCAAUAUAAUCAUUUAGAUCCAAUUUCCUAGCCAUGUUACCAUUUUCUCAUAACUGAAGAGAAUGAGAUUCCUUAUGUCUCCUACACCCCCAUGAUAUAUAUAUUGAUAACAUUGCCAAGGGAAGGGACACAACACAACACAACUCAGUGGUUUUGAAUUCAGAAAGAAAAAAUGGCUUCCUCUUCUUUGAGAUCAAAUUACCAUGCUCGCUCUGUCAGCUUGCCCUCUAAAUCUCAUCCUCUCAUUCCCCAAUUCAAUGAUCAUUUGUGUCGAGUGAGGUCUUCUGAAUCUACCUCUUGCUCACUGCCAUCAAUAAGCAACACAUUAAGCGGCCUUGAAGAUUUGUACGACUGUGUGGAUGAUUUGCUUCUACUACCACACACUCAACAAAGCUUGGCCCAAAAAUUCCAUGAGAAACAGGUUGAUGAGGCGUUGGAUGGAUACCUCAAACUCUUGGAUGUUUGUGCAACCGCCAAAGACGUCUUCUCAGAGUCAAAGGAAGAUGUGAAACAACUUCUUUCAAUCCUGCGUCGAAAAAGGGAUGCUAGUAACUUUGGGGGAUACUUAACCUCUAGAAAGAAGGCGAAGAAGGUCAUGAAAAACUUGCUCAAGGAUUUGAAGAGCAUUGAAAACAAAAACAUGAUUCUAGACUUGGAUAAAGACCAUGAAACUGUUGUCAUAUUUAGCAUAUUGAAAGAGGUUGAAUCAGUCACUCUGGCAGUAUUGGAGUCCUUCUUGUCCUAUGCUGCGGGAUCAAAGAUGCACUCAAAGAGAAGUGGCGCGUGGUCUUUGGUUUCCAAACUGAUGCACCAGAAGAGUACUGUGGCUUGUCAAGCCAAAGAUACAGUUAUCAAUGAGUUUGAAAAGGUUGAUGCUGCAGUGCAGUCGCUCAUCAGUCACAUGCCAAGCAAAUCUGAUGACAACAAAAUUGUGCAAAACCAGCUUGAAAAGUUUGAGUUAAGCAUUCAAGAUCUUGAAGGAAUUCUAGAGCGCUUGCUCAGGCGUUUGAUUAAAACCAGAGUUUUUCUCCUCAACAUUCUCAACCACUAGCCUAGAAAAUCUUGAUGUCACAGAUACUUGAAAUGUAAAUGAGAAAUAUACUUGUAAAUUGUCCUCUAAUUAUAAAUCAAUAUACUCAAUCGGUGCAAAUUAUUGCGUAUAUAUACAUUACUUCUUUCU
Camellia sinensis is the source of this 1417-nucleotide messenger RNA. The record is from RefSeq and is a predicted model, not a curated record. NCBI's taxonomy places the organism in Eukaryota, Viridiplantae, Streptophyta, Magnoliopsida, Ericales, Theaceae.